AGCGUCUGGACCGGAGCACAGAUUUAGUAGUGUAUGAGUCUGUCUGGAUGCGGCUGUUGGAUUUCUCGUGAAGAGAUUUGAGAGAGCUGUGAGGCUGUGGGGAGACAGAAGACAACACCAUGCCUAUCCUGGCGGCCAUGGCUAUCUCUCCCAGGAAGAUUUUCCUGUUCCUGGUGUUUGCUGGAGCCAUUGGUCUGCUGUUGGCCUUCCACAAACCCAGCCGCAAGAAACUCAUGCAAGCACCAAAGCUCGUCUUUGACAGCAGGAAUGCAGGAGAGUUGAAGCCCCCUGAAGGGUUUGAUCCCGCCGCUGACACCAUCCCUGUAGUGAUCAGUACUGAUGAAGGCCGGCUGAUGGGGGCAGUAGCAGCCAUCAACAGUAUCGCUACCAACUCCAAAUCUCCUGUCAAAUUCUACCUCAUCACGGACAAGGACACUAAGGACCAUCUAGAACAGUGGAUCCUGAAAACAAGACUUCACAGCAUUAACCAUGAGAUUAUCGUGUUUAAUGAGGAAUGGGUGAAGGGCAAGAUCAAUGUGAGAGGAGGAAGACAGGAGCUCGCUAGUCCUCUCAACUAUGCCAGAUUUUACCUUCCAAAGCUGCUGCCUCCUGACUUUAAUGGGAAGAUCCUCUAUCUGGAUGAUGAUGUCAUAGUUCAAGGUGACAUCACACAGCUGUACAACACCAAGAUCGAUGAGACUUUAGUCAUGGCCUUCUCUGAAGACUGUAACACUGUGUCCAACAGAUUCGGCCUCUUCAUGAACACAUAUGCCAACUAUAUCAACUUUGGGAACGAGAAUGUGAAGAAACUUGGGAUGAAACCAGGGACUUGCUCCUUCAACACAGGAGUUUUUGUGGCCAACAUGACGGAGUGGAAGAACCAGAAAAUCACCACAAAGCUGGAGUUUUGGACAGCACUCAAUACUGAAGAGAAUGUUUACGGUGCCCAGCAGGGUGGUGGGGGUUCCCAGCCCCCCAUGAUGAUCGUGUUCUACAACCAGUACUCCAAAAUAGACCCCAUGUGGCACAUCAGACAUCUAGGUUGGACCGCGGGAACAAGGUACUCCAAACAGUUCAUCAUGGAGGCGAAACUCCUCCAUUGGAAUGGUCGCUUUAAACCCUGGGGCCGCACCUCACAGCACAUGGACGCGUGGGAGCGAUACUACAUUCCAGAUCCGACAGGGAAGUCCCAACUGACCAGGAAAUUCCGUAUGUUUUAAAUGGAAGACAAUGUCUCAAUAUCAUUAAUAUAUUAGUCAGAACAUUGAUGGUUGUAGCCAAAGCUAGUGAAAUAUUGGCCUUAGAUUUCACUAUAUACUUCAAGACAUGAAACACUCUCAUGGAAAUAGAAAAUCUGUGAGGCCACAGUGACUUAAUUUUAUGUAUGACAUCCAUGCACAUUGAUUUUUGCCA
Molecule: messenger RNA, 1413 nt
Organism: Branchiostoma floridae (Florida lancelet)
Lineage: Eukaryota; Metazoa; Chordata; Leptocardii; Amphioxiformes; Branchiostomatidae
Product: glycosyltransferase 8 domain-containing protein 2-like
Exons: 10
Coding region: 120-1220 (366 amino acids)
Cellular component (GO): Golgi apparatus
Molecular function (GO): glycosyltransferase activity
Source: RefSeq, a predicted model, not a curated record